Molecule: messenger RNA, 549 nt
Organism: Paramormyrops kingsleyae
Lineage: Eukaryota; Metazoa; Chordata; Actinopteri; Osteoglossiformes; Mormyridae
Source: RefSeq, a predicted model, not a curated record
GAAGCCGUGGGUGCAGAUUAUGAGAUCCUGAGUGUCACAGCAACAGAUGCUGAUGAUCCCGAGACAAGUAAUGCAGCCUUAAGAUACAGCAUUAUAAGUCAAGAUCCACUGGCACCAGUUCCAGACAUGUUUGCUAUUAAUCCUACUACUGGGCAGAUCCGACUGAAUGAAGCUCAGCUUGAUAAGAAGAAAUACCCUCAGUAUACACUGACGGUUGAAGUUGCUGAUAUGAUGGGAGAUGGUUACAUAGUUACCUGUACAGCCAUAAUCACUGUAACGGGCAGCAAUGACAACGCUCCUCAGUUUCCUUGGUCCUCUUACUCGGUGUCUGUUCCUGAGCAUAGAAAGGAUGUGGAAGUGGUGCGAAUGUUUGUCUACGACAACGAUCAGCCAAUGACUCCUAGUUGGCUCCCCAAGUUCGAGAUAGUCCAAGGGAACGAUGAAGGCUAUUUCAAUGUCAGCACUGGACCCUGCUAUGUGGAUGGCAUUAUUAAAACUGUGAAGCCUUGACUGAGGUCCUGAGAUAGAGGAUCGAGGAUCUAGGUGCAC